Acanthosepion pharaonis is the source of this 873-nucleotide messenger RNA. The record is from the annotation of a GenBank genome assembly. Lineage: Eukaryota; Metazoa; Mollusca; Cephalopoda; Sepiida; Sepiidae.
AUGAUGGAGUCGGUCAAAGGUGAUUCUUCAGACAUGACGGCCGCGAUCAUACCGCUACUUGCAUACCACCAUAAUGCAAAGAACUGGUUCUUGCAGGUAGAAUCGAUCUUUUCCAUGUUACGCAUAAGUUCACAGCGAGCCAGAUUCGCAAACGUAAUGCAGAAACCCCCAUCCGAUAUGAUGGACGAGAUUUCUGAUGUCCUCUCCGAUUUGCGCGAACAUGAACCCGUUAACGUAGUUCACCCUUCCGAUACAGCAAAACACGAACGCUACGAGCGGAACGAGACAGAACAGGCGUUGGCCGACCUGCAAAGACAAAUUCGAGAAAUUCAGAUCUCCCUGCGCCCACGGACAAGGAAACCAACCCUAUCUCGACAACAAAGGAGUCGAACCCCCAGCCGAGAACGGCGAAGCGAUCAGGGCAUGUGUUGGCAAGACCCGCGAGAAGUUUUCCAGCGGCUCUCACACUAUGGUCUAAAGCUGAACUUGGACAAGUGCGUUUUCGGAACGCCCAGUGUCGAUUUUCUCGGGCACCACACCGACGCUAACAACAUAGCACCUCUGCCAGACAAGAUCAGCUCGAUCCGGGAUUUUCCUACACCAACGUCCAUCAAACAAUUGCGACGUUUCCUCGGUAUGAUGAAUUUGUAUCGUCGAUUCAUCCAAAAUUGUGCCACUAUUCUUCAGCCACUGACGAACCUACAGCAGAAAAAGAAUAAGGACAUCGCAUUGGGUGGGGGGGAUGCUCUGCACGCAUUCCAUACGGCGAAGAACGCAUUAGCCAAUUUCACUAGGCUUUCGCAUAUUAACGACGAUCCGAAGAUGCGACUGUCCCUGACAACCGACGCGUCGGACGAAGGAGUGGCGCUGUAG